AUGUCAGAUCUCGAUUCUUCAAGAACUGCUCCAUUGUGUUCCAUUUCCAGAGAUUUCAAUGUAAGACGUCAUGUUUCUGAGCCUGGUAUGAAAACUGAUUCUUUGGGAGGACUACCUAGUGUUUUCAGUACAGUUGUACCUCAUUCAGGUACCUCAGAUCGACCCCCAACUAGUUAUUCAGAAACGAUUGAACAGACCCAUGAAUUGAGUAGGGAUAGUGAAGGUGACUUUUCAAUUCAGCAAAGUCCAUCAUUGAAUGUUAGGACACAUCGGGAAGCUACCAAACCUCCUAGUGCUCAAUUAGAAACAAUUUUACAGUCCAGUCAAGCAGAUGAUGAUAGUGCCUCUUUUGAAGUUGAAACCGAGGACUCUCCCCAACUGAUAUUCACACCAGAACCUGAAAUCAAUUACAAUUCACCUCCUUUGGAUACUCUUACCGAACUAGGUAUCAGAAAAUCUAUUAUUUCAGACUUUUCAUUCACUUCAGGAGAUGCGUAUCAAGAUUAUUUAGAGGAUAGAUUAGUUAGUUGGAGACCGAGCGAAUCACAACAUAACACAAAUAUAAUAUUGAAUGGGAAACAUCCAUAUAAUGCUGAAACUUUCGGCCAACCACCUCGAACCAAUAGUGGACUCUUUCUGUUUAAUUGGUUUAGUACUAAGAAUAACAACGAUAUAGAAAAACAAUUGAAUCAUCAGUCUCCUCAGGAACCAAGGAAGUCCAAUCUGACAGCAUUCUAUACUGCUAGUGAAUUUAGUUCCCCUAAUCAAGAGAUACGUAAUCUACUUAAAACAGUGCAGUUCCAACCAAAUUCUUCCAACUCAUUUUUACCAAGAACUAAAACUUUACGUUCCAAUGCUGCUAUUCAUAAUACCACUGCAGGUGAGUCUCCCACUGAACUCGCAUACACUCCUUAUGCGAUACCUCUUUCUGAAUUUGAAUUGAAUUAUAAUCGAAGGAGUCGAGGCGAAGAAGUAGACAUCAAUGCCCAUUAUGAUUUAUUAGGAGAUGAAAUGUUGGGUAUCGUUAAUGGAUCAGAAAAUUUCAUCACAAGUUGUUUUCAAGGACUUUCAUCGUUAUUUCAAUGUUAA
Molecule: messenger RNA, 1089 nt
Organism: Yamadazyma jaroonii
Lineage: Eukaryota; Fungi; Ascomycota; Pichiomycetes; Serinales; Debaryomycetaceae
Source: the annotation of a GenBank genome assembly